Molecule: messenger RNA, 1499 nt
Organism: Lytechinus variegatus (green sea urchin)
Lineage: Eukaryota; Metazoa; Echinodermata; Echinoidea; Temnopleuroida; Toxopneustidae
Exons: 4
Coding region: 1-807 (268 amino acids)
Source: RefSeq, a predicted model, not a curated record
AUGCUUGGAGGAGCUCUGACCUUAUUGUUCCUCUCCUCAGUCUUAAUACUUCGCAACGGGGCAGCUGAAGUCAAUUGCACCUCCCCAUGGGUAAACAUGUACGGAAAUUCCUGCUACUAUCUUUACGAUUUAACAGGCCACUUAUACGAAACUGCAGAGCUUACAUGUCGCGACCUAAAUUCUCAUGUUUACGUGCCAAGUUCGGAAAGUGAAUAUGAGGCCGUCUCCGCCCGUCUACUUCUAGUACAAUACUACUUUUACGGAAGCGAGCUGGGGUUGUGGAUUGGUUGUGCCAACAAUGGCAACGAUGAUUCUUUCUUUUGUUCUGAUGGAACGGAGAUUGGCAUCAAUAGCGAUUGGUGGUUCAACACGGGUUAUAUCACAGGGGGACCCGACAGAUGUGCGGCUUUCAACUUGAAAACCUUCCCUUCUAAACUAUACAAGCAUUCAUGUGAGAACGAUACCAACGCAAUUAUCUGCGAAGAUGGCCCAGUGCAGGAAAUUGAUGACUUGGUUACAACCACCAGUGCCACCACUACCACCACUACCAGCCCGAUCGAAUCAUGGACCUCCUACAUGGUCCCUUGCACAGCCCAUCACACCUCUUACACUUGUCCUGAGAUCUACGGACGAUAUGGGAUGCGUUUCCCGGCUAUCCACGUAUAUUUUGCCGACCGUUUUAACAUAGAAAUGAGUGAGGUAUGCAACAGAAUGAGAGGCAUCCAACGAGCAUCGGCGAUUCUUUUUCGACAAAAUGGUCGCUUUCAGAAGACGUUUGUGUCUUGGAGAGCCACAUCAUACAUGUAGAGUGUUGGUGUUCUGUCGACAGUUCUGGUGGGUAUUUCAUAAAGCUGUUCGUAAGAUACGAAUGACUUUACGCACGAUUAGUGCAUGCAGGGAAGUGUUCCCUGACUGGUGAUCACUUCUUGUGCUGUAAUGAUACCCCCAUAGAUGUAAUUGAUUCAUGACCUAAGAACAUGUUCCAGUCGUGCGUAAAGUCGAGCGUAACUUUACGAUCAGCUUUAUGAAACACCCACCAGGCUCUACAGUAACUUGAGGAACAUUGUCAACAGAAAGUUUUUACUCCGCGAAGAACGACGUAUUCAAGAACAUAGAAAAGGUAUUGCCAACUGACGCCUUUUAUGACAAUGAACAACCAAGAGGUCUUAUUCAAAAUAGCAGUUUCGCACGCCGGACUAAACAACAUAGGUAUUUGCAAUUUUUCAUCAGCUUCGAAACUUAGGAUAAAACUGCUGUUCCGGACGAUUCACCAAUUUUCGACAAAGACCUCCCAGCUGUCCUUUGUCAUUUGACGGGCACUUUCAAUAUAUGUAUUGUGUUCUUGAAUCCGUCAUGCGUCGCGAUGUGAAAACUCCAUGAAUUUUUGGAAAACAGAAAAAAUCCCAAAACAUGGCUCUCGUCGCUCGUCGGAGUUUUCAAACCGAUAUCCAUCAAAUUUGUAAAAGUAGAUUUUGUUUUUCUUCGUAGUUGCCGCAAAA